GUUCUCAAGCCCGCAUCUUCCCCUUUCGCGCAGGCACUGACGGCCUAGCAGAGCCAACAUGCCGGUGGCCAGGAGCUGGGUUUGUCGCAAGACCUAUGUCACCCCGCGGAGACCCUUCGAGAAAUCCCGUCUCGACCAGGAAUUGAAGUUGAUCGGCGAGUACGGGCUUCGGAAUAAACGUGAAGUCUGGAGGGUCAAGUUUACCCUGGCUAAGAUCCGCAAGGCUGCUCGGGAGCUGCUGACGCUGGAUGAAAAGGACCCACGACGUCUGUUCGAAGGCAAUGCCUUACUGCGUCGGCUUGUUCGCAUUGGGGUGCUGGAUGAGGGCAAGAUGAAGCUUGAUUACAUCCUGGGUUUGAAGAUUGAGGAUUUUUUGGAGAGGCGCCUACAGACUCAGGUCUUUAAGCUGGGAUUGGCCAAGUCCAUCCACCAUGCCCGUGUGCUCAUCCGCCAGCGCCACAUCAGGGUUCGCAAACAGGUGGUGAACAUCCCGUCCUUCAUAGUGCGCCUGGACUCCCAGAAGCACAUUGACUUCUCCCUCCGCUCUCCCUAUGGGGGAGGCCGCCCAGGCCGUGUGAAGAGGAAAAAUGCCAAGAAGGGCCAGGGUGGGGCUGGAGCCGGGGAUGACGAGGAGGAGGACUGAGCCCACCCUGGCUGGGCUGGAUGAUUGUCUAGUUUUCCAGUCAAUAAAACAAUCAACACUU
This is a messenger RNA of Perognathus longimembris pacificus (Pacific pocket mouse), 704 nucleotides long. It is a transcript of the gene Rps9, whose product is annotated as ribosomal protein S9. The coding region runs from base 59 to 643 and encodes 194 amino acids. The record is from RefSeq and is a predicted model, not a curated record. NCBI's taxonomy places the organism in Eukaryota, Metazoa, Chordata, Mammalia, Rodentia, Heteromyidae. Gene Ontology annotation, cellular component: cytosolic small ribosomal subunit. The transcript is spliced from 4 exons. Gene Ontology annotation, molecular function: rRNA binding; structural constituent of ribosome. Gene Ontology annotation, biological process: translation; positive regulation of translational fidelity.